GUUUCGGCGUCGCACAUUUAGCGUUGCCGCAAAGCUUCUCUGCCUUUCAAAUUUCGUCUGCUCUCGCUGGUCAUUGCGGGGUCUCUCACCUUCUUUCUCCCAGAUCUCUCGGGAACUUUCUUCAGAGGUAAAGCAGGAUGGGGCUGACUUUCGCCAAGCUCUUUAGUCGGCUUUUUGCCAAGAAGGAGAUGCGAAUUCUGAUGGUAGGUCUUGAUGCAGCUGGUAAGACCACCAUUUUGUACAAGCUCAAGCUUGGAGAGAUUGUGACCACCAUUCCAACUAUUGGGUUUAAUGUUGAGACUGUGGAGUACAAGAACAUCAGUUUCACCGUGUGGGAUGUUGGGGGUCAGGACAAGAUCCGUCCGUUGUGGAGGCACUACUUCCAGAAUACCCAGGGUCUUAUCUUUGUUGUCGACAGCAAUGACAGAGACCGUGUUGUCGAGGCUAGGGACGAACUGCACAGAAUGCUGAAUGAGGAUGAGCUGCGUGAUGCUGUGCUGCUUGUCUUUGCUAACAAGCAGGAUCUUCCGAAUGCCAUGAAUGCGGCAGAAAUCACCGAUAAGCUUGGCCUCCAUUCGCUUCGUCAGCGUCACUGGUACAUCCAAAGCACCUGUGCCACGUCCGGUGAGGGGCUAUACGAAGGUCUGGACUGGCUUUCCAACAACAUAGCGAACAAGGCGUGAAGACAGAGAGAGUGAUGGUGUUUUUGGUUUUAGUUUCAUCUUCUGUGGAUGUGUUUUGGUUGUUGGCUGUGAGCAAGUGUACUUGUACUUAUAAGUGUACGUUUUUUUUAAAUAGUUGGUAUGUUGUAAUCAAAGAACGGUUUGAGGAAUGAAUGUGUUGGUUUCUGGUUUU
Molecule: messenger RNA, 855 nt
Organism: Tarenaya hassleriana
Lineage: Eukaryota; Viridiplantae; Streptophyta; Magnoliopsida; Brassicales; Cleomaceae
Product: ADP-ribosylation factor 2-like
Exons: 7
Coding region: 138-683 (181 amino acids)
Biological process (GO): vesicle-mediated transport; intracellular protein transport
Cellular component (GO): cytoplasm
Molecular function (GO): GTP binding; GTPase activity
Source: RefSeq, a predicted model, not a curated record